CACAUUUCCAAUCCCCCAUCCCAUGUCGCCAUCUCCAUCUCCAUCACCUCUCCUUUCUUCCUUCCUUCCUUCCCUCCUUCCCUUUCCUUUCCUUUACCUUCUCUUCCUUUCUUACCCCAUCUGCUUCCAUUUCCCCCAUCCCCCGUCCACCUCUUCAGACCGCAGACCAUCGCUGCUAUCAGAAGAGUCUCGCGUUCAACGUUCUGCUCGCUGUUCCCGAGUCCGUUGAGACACAUCCACAUCAUGAGCGUUCAGAGCAGCGUGCUGGGUUUCCCCCGCAUCGGACCCCAGCGUGAGGUCAAGAAGGCUCUCGAGGCCUACUGGGCGGACAAGAUUAGCGUCGACGAGCUACUCAAGAUCGCCAAGGAGCAGCGUCUGCUCACCUACGAGACUAUCAAGUCACAGGGUGUCGAUUUCGUACCCACCGGCACGUUCUCCCUCUACGACCAUGUCCUCGACUUCUCAGCCACGUUCAACGCGUUGCCCGAAGCACACGCCAACUCCGGUCUCUCCGCGCUCGACGCCUACUUUGCCGCCGCUCGCGGUCACCAGAAGAAUGGCGUCGACUUGCCGGCGACGGAGAUGAAGAAGUGGUUCGACAGCAAUUACCACUACCUCGUCCCCGAGUUCAGCGAGAACACCCAGUUCAAGCUCAACAACACCAAGCCCAUUGAUGACUUUGAGGAGGCCAAGGCUGCCGGCUACAACGCCCGCCCUGUCCUCCUCGGCCCCAUCACUUACCUCUGGCUCGGCAAGGCCGGCAAGGGCGCAAGCGCCGGCUUCGAUCAGUUCUCGCUCCUCUCCAAGCUCAUCCCCGUCUACGUUGAGCUUCUCAACAAGCUCAGCCAAGCCGGUGCCGAGUGGAUCCAGAUUGACGAGCCCAUUCUCGUGAUGGACGCGGGCGCCAACUACGCCGAACAGUUCAAGCAGACCUACACCGAGUUCGCCAAGGCUGCCCCCAGUGUCAAGCUGAUGCUCGCCACCUACUUUGGCCGCCUCGACGCUAACAUCAACUUUGUCAAGGACCUCCCCAUUGCCGGCCUCCACAUCGACCUCGACCGCAACCCAGAGCAGCUGAACGAGAUUAUCAGCGCUGUCGCCGGCACCAAGAUCGGUCUCUCCUUGGGUCUCGUCUCUGGCCGCAACAUCUGGAAGACCGACUUGGCUGCUGCCAUCAAGACUGCACAGAGCGCCAUCGCCAAGCUCGGUGCUGAGCGCAUCGUCAUCGCUACCAGCAGCUCGCUACAGCACUGUCCCAUCACCAUCACCGCCGAGAAGAAGCUCAAGCCCGAGGUUCUUGACUGGUUUUCUUUCGCCACCGAGAAGUGCGCGGAGGUCGCCGUUCUCGCCAAGGCUCUCACCAACGAGGCCUCGGUUGCCGACGCACUCGCCAAGAACGCCGCCAGCAUCAAGGCUCGCCGCGACUUUGAGAAGAACUCGGACCCUGCCGUCCGCCAGCGCCUAGCCGCUGUCAAGCCCGAGGACCUCAACCGCAAGUCACCCUUCAACGUACGCAAGGAGGUUCAGCAGAAGGUGCUUGACCUUCCUCCAUUCCCAACUACCACCAUCGGCUCUUUCCCGCAGACCAAGGAGAUCCGUGUCCAGCGUGCCAAGUUCAACAAGGGCGAGAUUGACCAGGCGACCUACGAGAAGUUCAUUGAGGACGAGAUCCGCGAUGUCGUCAAGCGCCAGGAGGCGCUUGGCCUCGAUGUGCUUGUUCACGGCGAGCCUGAGCGUAACGACAUGAGCCAGUACUUCGGUGAGCGUCUGUCGGGCAUGGAGCACCCUGACUCUGCCUGGGUGCAAUCCUUCGGCUCGCGAUAUGUCCGCCCCCCCAUCAUUGUUGCCGAUGUCUUCCGCCCGGAGCCGAUGACUGUCCGCUGGUCGGCGUUCGCACAGAGUCUCACGAAGAAGACGAUGAAGGGCAUGCUUACUGGCCCAGUCACGAUCCUCAACUGGUCGUUCCCACGCGUGGAUGUCCCGCGCGAGCUCCAGUGCAAGCAAAUCGCCCUGGCCCUGCGCGACGAGGUCAUCGACCUUGAGAAGGCCGGCAUCCGUGCUAUCCAGGUCGACGAGCCAGCAAUCCGCGAGGGUCUCCCGCUCCGCCAGAAGGAGUGGUCUGCCUACUUCCGCUGGGCUGUUGACUCAUUCAAGCUCGCGACUUCCGCUGUCGACGACAACGUCAACAUUGCGUCGCACUUCUGCUACUCGGACUUCCAGGAGGAGGCCACCAUGCAGUCCAUCAUCGACCUUGACGCUGACUUCGUCUCUAUCGAGAACAGCAAGUCGGACGCGAAGCUGCUCAAGGCCUUCACCAAUAAGAAGUACCCUGCAGACAUUGGCCCCGGUGUCUUUGACAUCCACUCUCCGCGUGUCCCGACCGCAGAGGAGAUGGUCGCUCGCGUCCGUGAGAUGACCAAGUACCUUGGCCCCCACCAGAUCUGGGUCAACCCUGACUGCGGUCUUAAGACGCGCACGUGGAACGAGACCACCGCCCAACUCGAAAACCUUGUUGCCGCUGCCAAGCAGGCGCGUCAAGAAUUCUCUGCCUAAUGCAGCAUUGUCCCCGUUAAUCAUUGUAGUACGUUCAACACCAUACCGCUAAGAACAUCGAAUCUUAACGCAACUGGUCAUGUAUCAUAGUCUUCAACAGAAGUUGUGCCAACUC
Tilletiaria anomala UBC 951 is the source of this 2668-nucleotide messenger RNA. RefSeq names its product cobalamin-independent methionine synthase. NCBI's taxonomy places the organism in Eukaryota, Fungi, Basidiomycota, Exobasidiomycetes, Georgefischeriales, Tilletiariaceae. Bases 244 to 2553 code for a protein of 769 amino acids. The record is from RefSeq and is a predicted model, not a curated record. Gene Ontology annotation, molecular function: zinc ion binding; 5-methyltetrahydropteroyltriglutamate-homocysteine S-methyltransferase activity. The transcript has 5 exons.